AUGUCGCAAGAAGAUUAUCCUAUAGAAUUUGUUUUAGAGAGUAUCGAGACCAUAAUGACUUCAGAAAACCAACCAAAAGUGAUUUUGUUUGACAUUGGGGGAGUCUGCGUUCUCUCCCCCAUGCAAGCAAUUCUCGAUUUCGAGAUAUCCAACAAUAUACCUCCAGGCUGGGUGAACUAUGCCCUUUCCAAAAACAAACCAAACGGAUUCUGGCACCGUCUAGAACGCGGCGAACUAGAACUAAAUUCCACCUUCUUCACCGGAUUCACAUCCGACCUCCACAACCCUUCUUUCUGGACUAGCUUCUACAACUCCGUACGAGAAAAGCAUUCUCUCCCAUCCACUGUUCCACCCAUGCCUCAAAUUGACGGUGAAGCACUCUUCUGGUCUAUGAUGGAUAACUCACGCGACUUUGAUCCUUGGAUGUAUCCCUGUCUUCAAAAACUCAAAGCCUCCAAAAAAUACACCCUGGGCGCUCUCUCCAACACCGUCAUCUUCCCUCCUUCACAUCCAUAUUCCAAAUCUCAUUUCUUCAUCCCCGAUAUCUUCGAUGUAUUUAUAUCCUCAGCACACGUGCAUAUGCGCAAACCAUCCCCAGAAAUAUACGCCCUGACACUCCAUACUUUGCGUGAGCACUACUCUUCUAAAUUUCCCAAUGCUCCUCCCCUCUCCCCUUCAGAUAUACUCUUCCUGGACGAUAUAGGCGAGAACCUCAAAGCUGCCAAGACAGCCGGAUUUUGCACUUUGAAAGUAAACUUAGGUCGUGCGUAUGAGGCGGUAGAGGAAUUAGAGAAGAUCACCGGGCUGGAGUUGAGUGGGGAUCAUCCGAAAGUACCAAUUGGAUUGGCGGUUAAGGGGAAGGCAAGAGAUGUCAAAUUGUAA
This is a messenger RNA of Botrytis deweyae, 882 nucleotides long. RefSeq lists its product as uncharacterized. The transcript has 4 exons. Lineage: Eukaryota; Fungi; Ascomycota; Leotiomycetes; Helotiales; Sclerotiniaceae. The record is from RefSeq and is a predicted model, not a curated record. Bases 1 to 882 code for a protein of 293 amino acids.